Messenger RNA from Quercus lobata, 873 nucleotides. RefSeq lists its product as uncharacterized. Bases 1 to 873 code for a protein of 290 amino acids. The record is from RefSeq and is a predicted model, not a curated record. Gene Ontology annotation, molecular function: zinc ion binding. The transcript has 3 exons. NCBI's taxonomy places the organism in Eukaryota, Viridiplantae, Streptophyta, Magnoliopsida, Fagales, Fagaceae.
AUGGAGUUGAAGAGUGUACUGUGGAGUUGUGCUGGCACAACAUCAGCCAGGGAAUUUGAGAGAGGGAUGGACCAUCUUAAGAGUUUGAAUGAAGAAGCUUGGCAGUACCUGGCUGAUAUAGAGCCUGCACAGUGGACUAGAUCCUACUUUUCUUCAAGAGCUUUGACAGAUUGUAUGGUAAACAAUCUGAGUGAGAGUUUUAACUCUAUGAUUCUGAAGGCUAGAGACAAGCCCAUCUUAUCAAUGCUGGAGUGGAUCAGAGUUAGGCUUAUGAGCAGGCUGUAUAAAAAGAAGGUUGGCAUAGAAAAGUAUGAUGUUCCUUCUGGGAGGUUUGUGUAUGAGGUUGACAAUGGGAGGGAAAGGCAUGUGGUGGACUUGGUAAAUAGGACAUGUAGUUGUAGAAUAUGGGACUUGACAGGAAUCCCUUGCAAGCAUGGAGUUGCAGCCAUUUUUGUGAAUCGUGAGAAACUAGAAGACUACACCCAUCCAUGCUACUACAAGGAUGCUUAUGUGGAGACAUACAAGACACCCAUACCUCCCAUGCCUGGCCAGUCUGAGUGGAUGUCAAGUGGCCAACCCAAGCCUGUUGCAUCUAUUGUCUAUAAGCCACCAGGCAGGCCACCCAUGAAGAGGAAGAGAGAUGCUGAUGAGCCCAACCCUUAUAAGGUGUCUAGAGGAAACAGGCCAGUGAGGUGUGGAAGGUGUCAACAGGAAGGGCACAAUGCAAGGGGAUGCAAGGCCAAUGUCACUGGUGAGACAGCAUGGGAGAGGAGGCAGAGAUUGCAGAAAGGGAAAUUUGGAAGUGGAAGGCCUUCUACACAGAGGCAAGGAUCCCAGGCCCCAUCUUCAUCACAGACCCAAUCCUCAGCUUAG